Messenger RNA from Cornus florida, 1452 nucleotides. RefSeq lists its product as uncharacterized. The coding region runs from base 1 to 1452 and encodes 483 amino acids. NCBI's taxonomy places the organism in Eukaryota, Viridiplantae, Streptophyta, Magnoliopsida, Cornales, Cornaceae. The record is from RefSeq and is a predicted model, not a curated record. The transcript is spliced from 6 exons.
AUGGUGACAACGAUAAAUCAGAAACACCACUGGGCUCGGAUGUCACCAGCACUCUAUGCCACUCCCGAGCCAACACCGCUUCCGGAUUCUCCAACUUCAUUCCCUCCGUCUCCUUACAUCAUCAAUCACAAACGACGUGGGCCACGCCUUCUCAAGAGUUUCUCUGAAGUUGGUGUUGCUACUUGCAAACAAGCUGUAGAUGAAAGGGAUGUAAGUGAGAAUGUAAAUAAUCCUGAAAAGGAGGUUGCUGACAAGACCAAUGAUGUUACUUUUACUGUUGCUGUUCCUAGUCCUGUUGAGGAGGAGCAUGUGAAUGGUAGUUAUGAUGGGGUACUUGGAAGAAGUGAUUUGGCAUUGACGAGUGCCAAGAGCAACACAGAGGCUGAGAGUAAUAAUGGGGUGGGAGUGGAACAGUCUUUAAAUCUUACGCCACCAAUUCCGGAGUUUUUUGAUGCUUGGGAAGAAUUGUCUUCUGAGAAUGGGCCGCAGGCUUCCCUGCCUGAUGUUGAAGAGGAAUUGCGGGAAAUAAGAUUGAGUUUAGUGCUGGAGAUAGAGAAGCGGAAGCAAGCAGAAGAAACCUUGAAAUAUAUGCAAAGCCGGUGGCUUAGGAUUCGGGAACAGUUGUCUCUUGUAGGGUUGACACUUGCAGAUCCCAUUGAUGUAGUGGAGAAUGAAAAACUGCAGGUUGAUCCCGCAGAAGAUCUGUCCCAACAAGUUCAUAUUGCCCGGUUUGUCUCAAAUAUCAUUGGGAGAGGAACCGCAAGAUAUGUUGGGCUUGAAAGAUACUGGAAUAUCGUUAGACAACUCCCAAAAUUCUUGGAUAGAUGUCCAAACCAAAGCUCUUUACUACAAAAGCAGAAGUUAACUGAGAUAAGGCUGCAACACGGGUGGGUUGGAUCAGGUGGGUGUCAGUCUUGGACUCUUGGCUCAACCCGAGAACUAACCCUGCUCAUCCAAGCUCUGUACAGUCCAACCCUCAGCUUGAGCUACUACGUCUGGCUGGGCACAAAAAUCAGCACUAGGUUUUGCUUCGAGGAUUCUGGAGAAUGGAUUGUGGCAAUGGAAUUGGAAGAAAAUGAGUCUCUAGAUGACACGGCAUCUGAGGCAACAAAGGAAGAAAAGGCAUUGGUGGGUGUGGGGUUCUGUUUCUGCUGCUAUUACACUUGGCACGGCUACCUUAGCAUGAUUACUUAUAUGGGAGAUAUCAGAUACGGUAAUGGUGGCAAAUGGCAAUGGACCUGGCUGGCUGCCAUUGUUUCUCUUCAUAAUACUGCUAGGUUUCAGGUGUCACGUCCUGGAAGAGACUUGGUGAAGAAAAGAUGUUUGCAACGUAGAGGUUUAUGGAGUACUCAUCCCACUGCUUGCUUGCGGGAAGUAGUUUCUGAUGCUUCUGAUUCUUCACCUCUCCGAUCAAUCAGGCAUUUAUGGAGUACUGUUUGGUCUUGUUGCUGA